Molecule: messenger RNA, 7803 nt
Organism: Cinclus cinclus
Lineage: Eukaryota; Metazoa; Chordata; Aves; Passeriformes; Cinclidae
Gene: RIF1
Product: replication timing regulatory factor 1
Exons: 35
Coding region: 1-6864 (2287 amino acids)
Biological process (GO): telomere maintenance
Cellular component (GO): nucleus
Source: RefSeq, a predicted model, not a curated record
AUGAGCGCUCCCGGCCCCGAUCGCGAUCCCGGCCCCGGUCGCGAUCCCGCCGCUCCCGAUCCUGCCCAUCCCGAGCCCUCCGCCGGAUCCAGCCUCGGCUCGCUGCUCCAUACCCUGGAGGACCCCGCGGCGCCGCCGGGAGAGCUGACGGACGCGCACCUCACCAUCGUCAGUCGCUUCACUGGGGAAGGAGGCAAAGCGUUCACUGCAGAUGUCAGGAAACACUUCCCUCAGCUCUGCAAGGUGUUCAAGGCACACAUUUCCAGUCCAAACUUGGAGCUCAGUAAUGCAGCAUUGCAGGCCUUGGGGUUCUGCACUUUUAAUUCAAGUAACACAGCUGAAUUAUCUGGCACUGAAGCCCAGGAGCUGCUGGCAGCCGUGAACAGCGUCGCUGUGAAAUGCUCUGACAAAAACACUCGCACCCGGGCGCUUUGGGUCAUCUCCAAGCAGGCUUUUCCUCCAGAGAUUGUUCAAAAAGAGGUGUCCAGUGUCCUCUCCACCCUGGAAACAAUCCUGGCUAAGGGAGAAGUUCAGUCUGUUGUGGUGGAAUAUGAAGCAGUUAAUGUCAUCAUUCGCCUGGUGGAACAAGCCCCAUCCCAGAUGGCAGAAGAGGCAGUGAGGUGGGCAAAGCUGGUCCUGCCCCUGGUUGUGCACUCAGCUCCCAAAGUGCAGCUCCGAGGAGCCACUGCCCUGGAGAUGGGAAUGCCCCUGCUCCUGCAGAGGCAGCACGAGGUGGCAGCGGUCACCGAGCACCUGAUGAGCACAAAAUUAAUUUCCGAACUCCAGAAAUUAUUUUCUGCCAAAAACGAGACCUUCGUGUUAAAGCUGUGGCCCCUGUUUGUCAGAUUGCUUGGAAAGACUUUGCAUCGUAGUGGAAGCUUCAUCAACUCCCUGCUGCAGCUGGAGGAGCUGGGGUUCCGCAGUGGCUCCCCAGUGGUGAAGAAAAUUGCUUUUAUUGCAUGGAAGAGCCUCAUUGAUAAUUUUGCCCUAAAUCCAGACAUCCUGUGCAGUGCUAAAAGGCUGAAAUUGCUGAUGCAGCCCCUGAGCUCCAUCCACGUGAGGACAGAGGCUCUGGCUCUGACCAAGCUGGAGGUGUGGUGGUACCUGCUGGUGAGACUGGGACCUCACCUGCCCUCCAACUUUGAACAGGUUUGUGUCCCAUUAAUCCAGAGUACCCUGAGUGUGGAUCCUGCUGCUGCAUUGCCAGGAACUCCCUCCCGUCCCAGCAACCCCAACCUGAGCUCAGCAACCCCUGGGCAGAAAUCAGGUCCUUUCCCAUUUGGGAGCCCGGGCACUCCCAGGCUGGCCCCGAGCAGCAGCGGAGCGGCGCUGCCCUUCCCCUCCAUCCAGACCCUGGGCGUGGAAAUGCUGCUGCACUUCCUGCGGGGACCACGGGCCCUGCAGUUUGCAAAGCACAACAGCCUCGUGCUGAGUCUGGAGCCUCUCCAGCACCCUCUGAUCAGCAGCCCUUCCUUUUUUUGCAAGCAUGCCAGCACUCUGAUAAAUGCUGUUCAGGAUGGCUUUGUUGCUGUUGGAAAAGAAGUUCCUGACUGUUUGCUGAACGUCAUCUGGAAGGACAUCACAGGAUUUGUAAAAGCAGCAAUUGAAGCAGGAAAUAAGAAAGAGAAGCAAGGCUCAGAAAUGCUGACCAUGUUACUGCAGGCUUUAAAAAACACUGUGAGAUCCAAUUCUCUGCCUGCCCACAAAAUCCUGUCCCUCAUUGACAUCACUGUCAAGGAGCUGCCCCCAAAAGUUUUGGGAUCCCCAGCUUAUCAGGUGGCAGAUAUGGAUCUGUUAAAUGGAACUCCAGCUCUGUUCCUGAUCCAGCUGCCUUUCCAUGAAAAUCUCUUGGAAUGCUGUGUGACAGAUGAAAGGUUGCUGCCCGUGCUGGCAGCCCUGGUGGGCAGUGCCCUGAGCGGGCCCCGCUCUGCGCUUGCCUUUGCCCAGGCCCUGCUGGGCCUCGCUGCCCGGAGCGCCGCAUGCCUGCGCCAGGAGCGCCUGUGCCGCCUGUGGAGCCUGCUCGUGGGGCCCCUCACCGACUGGAUCAGACAGAAUAACGAGGUGAACCAGGGGGAUGCCCUGGAGCACAACUUCAGUGCUGUGUACAGUGCUUUGUUACUGCCUGUAUUCCACAUUUUCCCCACUCAGGGAUUACCACAGCCAACUCUGAAAUCUUUGCUGCGUUCUUGGUCCGACCUCUAUCGAGUUUUUGCUCGUUGUGCUGCUCUGGUGGCAACAGCAGAAGAAAAUUUGUGCUGUGAAGAACUUUGUGCCAAAAUUCUGUCUGGGCUAGAAGGUGAAACUCCAGUAGUGUUUUCCAUGCUGGAAGGUCUCACCCACCUUGUGUCAGUCAUGGUUGACUGCAUCAACUUUGCACCCUAUGGGACCAAAUUCCAGCCCAAAAACAGAUCUCCCCAGACUCCCACAGAGUGGGCUAAGAAGAAGAAGGAGCCCCUUGGCAAGCUGAGCUCUCUCUUCAAGCUGCUGCUGCUGCUCCUGAACUCGUUCCAUGAGUUCAGCUGCCAGGAGGUGCAUGCAGAAUCCCUGAUUUCCCUGGGCCCUUCCCUGCUGGCUGCGCUGCGCUCCAUCUUCAGCCACAUCUCGCUGCCUUCGCUCCUUGGCGUCACCUUGGAGCUGUUCUCCAAGCCCUUGGUGGUGUUCUAUGAAAAGAACAAGCUCCCUGAGGUACCCAAAGUCUACAGCAGCCUGAACAGCAAGCUGGAGGAGCUGCUGGCCGAGCUCCUGCAGUGCCUGCAGUGCCACUGCCCGGGCUCCUGUGACUCGCAGCUGCUGCAGCAGCUGGGCCCCGUGCUCUGCGUGGCCUUGCAGCACCGCAGCAGGCACGUCCGCCGGCAGGGCGCCCAGCUCUGGAACUGCACCUUUGCCAAGGCCUCCUGCCUCACCUACCCCGGGCAGCUCAGGUCUGUGUUAAACCAAGCCAGAAAGAAGCUCCCUCUGCUGCUGCCUGGUUUUGAAAGCAUUGAGAUGUCUGAGGAGUGCAGUGGGCCCUUCUCUGACAUGAUGGAGGAUUCCCAGCUGGAUGCAAAGAUCAGUGGGAUGGAGGUGAAGGUGGGACAGAGACGAGAUUCAAUAUUGGCACAGACGAGUGAAACAAAAAACGAUGGCAAAGACAAGUCCAGCAACGUGCAAUCACCCCCUGCCAAGUUAAAACUAGACUUUUCAUCUCCUAAGACGAGAAGUGAGGCGCUUCUGGAAGAGGAGAAAUCUGUUGAUUUUGUGUUUAUUCCUCCAGAAACAAAACCAAGAAUACUGACAGAACAUCAGAAAGAAGUGCUUAGGUCAAAGAGAGAUGAUAUUCCUGCCAUGUACAACAACUUGGAUGCAUCCCAGGACACCCCCUCACUUUCCCAGUACACCCAGAGCCAGGAGGAUUCUUUGGAAGUACCGCCUUCUGUAGAAAAUGCCAAAGGAGACACUGCAGACCAGCCUCAGGACAAAGAUUGUGCUGUUGGUGUUCUGGGACAGGAGGAGAAGGCGGGGAGUGAAGGAUGUCACUCAGAGGAGAGCCCAGCCUGCAGCAGCGAGGGGGAGGCCAACAACGAGACAGCCGAGAUGGUCCCAGAGGAAACAUCCACUGGGGAGGGAUUGGAGACAACUUCUAUGGAGGCAGCUUCCCAGGAGCCCUCAGCAGAGAAGGAGGACACCUCAGAUGUCACCAGCUCAGCUUCCAGUGACAUCAUCUCUGGCACCCCCCAGCCCGCGAGCCGGCGCCAGUCCUUCAUCACCCUGGAGAAAUUCGGGGCUGCAGAGGGCAGGCCCUUCAGCCCAGCCCCACUGAGCUCUGUGUUAGAGCUGCCUGGGACUGCUCCUGGGGCAGCCACUCGGGAAAACACCAGUGGCAGCAAAGGCCCUGCUAAAGCAGAGAAAUCUGCAGAGGAAAAUAAAAAUGCACCGAAGCGUGAGCCUGGGGCCGUGCGCAGGGUGACCAGGAGGCAGAGCAGGAUGGAGCUGCAGGGGAAUAAAUCCAAGCUCCAGGGCAGGUCAGAGGAGUCCCUGGCCUGUGACAGCCUGGAAGGCAGUGCUGAGCUGGCCUCUGCAGUGGAGGACGUGCAGCUGAGCCAGGCCCAGGCUCUGCCCUCCGCGGAGACGGAGAUCCAGAAAGCCGAGGAUGCGGUCCCAGAAAUGGAAAAGGUCCAGGAGCUGGACAUGGACUCGAAGGAAAACACCCCCCCAGACAGCAGCAGCUGCUCUGAGCAGGCCCCCGGGGAUGACAGCCAGGUGCCAGCAGUGUCCCCUCACCAGAAGCAGCUCCGGCGUUCCUCCAGGAGACGCUCCGAGACUCUGGAGAGCUCCUCGGGGAGCCAGGAGAAGGAGGAUGGGGUCCCAAAGAGAGACAGGAGGAAAGAGGAGGAGAAAGCUGGGCAGAAGAGGCUGUCACAGGGGAAGGGAGAUGGAUCCCAAAAGCAGAAAGGAAUUCCUGGGAAAACAACAGAAAGCACGAAGGAGAGCAGCCAGGCUGAGAGAGUGGCGGAGGAGUGGAGCUCCAAGGAUGAGGAGGGGAGCAGAGGAGGCAGGAGAGCAGAGGAUUCCCCCAGGGCCGAGGGGGAAGGUCAGGGCAGCCUCAGCACUGCAGGGCAGAAGGUGGAGCGCCCACGCUACCACACCAGGAGAUCUUCCCAAGGUUUGCUGUCCAGCAUAGAAAACUCUGAGGCUGACAGCUCUGAGGGCAAGGAGGACAGCACCAAGAAGAGAAAAAGCAUAAAAGUGAGGAGUAGAAGCAGUUCUCUGGAAGGUAAAUUGAAAGAGGGACAGGCAGGGAGCCAGGGCCUUGAGGGAUCUCCCCAGGGAAAUGAAACCAAGAGUCCACUGGAGGCAAAUCUGGGUGAUCCUGAGGUCAGCACGGGUGCUGCAGUGCCAGCUGAGCCAGCUGGCCUGGAGCACCAGGAAAUUCCUGCAGCUGCUGGAGAAGCUGUGGGGUCUGGCAGCUCUGAGAAUGAAGGUGCUCUGAAGGACACCAGCGUGGAGCAAAACAAGGGUGAUGCCCCCAUGGAGUCACUCGACAGCCCCUGUGUGCCUGAGCAGGAUGGGAGAGCAGCAGAGGAGAACAGUCAGGAGGAGAAGCAAACCAGCCCGGGGGGCUGUGCAGCAGCAGCAAAUGCUUCAGGUGCUGAGCCCUCCUCUGUGCAGAGCCACGAGUGUCAGAGCAAGAGGAGCAAAAGGGUGAAAAAAAUCAAGAGCUGUGACUGCUGCUUUAAAAAACCAAAGCAGCAGGUGACUGAAUCAAAGUCCCCUGAGACAAAAGAGGAGAAAGCUCCUGGGCUGGAGGAGCCUGAGGCCACCCCAGUGCAGACAGCUGGGAAUGUUUCUGGUCACUUGGAUCUGGAGGAGAGCUUGGCCCUGGCUCCGUGUGGGAUGAGCACUCCAUUGCACCCUCCCAAGGAACCCAGCACCUUCAGCUUGGAAAGCCAGGGAGUGGCUCUGGAAAACCUGGAGGGGAGCAGUGUGGUGGUGAAGGAGGAGAAUCCAGAGGGUUCGGCAUCUGAAACCACCGAGUCCAUGGAGGAAAUAGAGGAGCCUGCUGAGCAGAAGGAGCAGAUGGAGGAGGUUCUACCCAAGAGUGUUCCUGCAGAGCCCAGGGAGAGCUGCCUGGACCCAGGGGACCAAGGGGAAGAGCCAGCAGCUGCAGAAAAGGAAGAAAUAAGGGAAAAUGGACAACUGGAAGAGGUGCCUGAGGAGGAGCUGAGCGCUGACAGCAAACCUGAGGAAAAGGAGAUGAAGGAGCUGGAAGGAAAUCGGGAGGAUACAGGAGAAGCUGAGAACUCUGCUGGAGAAACUUGUGUUGUUCCAGGCGAAGAGAUGAAGGAUGAGGUGGUGGAAUGUGAAAUAAAAGUGCCUGAGAACGUGGCCUUGGCAAACACGAGCGUGGAUUCCCCUCUGAAGGUGGAAGGGGACCCCCAGGUGCAGGUGGCUGAAAGCCCCACCAGCCUCCAGGCCCGCUGCACAUGGUCCCCCUCAGCCUCCCCCUCCACCAGCAUCCUCAAGAGAGGGGUCAAAAGGAGCCAGGAGGAUGAUUCCCUGUCACCUGCCAAUAAGAUCCGUCGAGUCUCUUUUGCAAAUCCCAUUUUCCAGGAGGGCCUGGCAGACGACAUUGACAGGAGGAGUCCUGUCAUCAGAUCCCAUUCCUCACCCUCUUCCAGGAGUCUGAAAAUCCUCUCUAACAUGCAGGUCAGGCACAUUACCACUCCAACCAAAGGAUUUCUGUCCCCAGGAUCUCGUACCCUUAAAUUUAAGAGCUCAAAGAAGUGCUUAAUCACAGAGAUGGCCAAGGAAUCCCUGCCGUGCCUUACGGAAUUCGUGUAUCCUGCCUUGGCUGGCUGCAAAGCCCCUGUGGAUGUCAUUUUACCUCAGAUCACAUCCAACAUCUGUGCCAGAGGCCUGGGGCAGCUCAUCCGAGCCAAGAACAUCAAGACCGUGGGAGAUCUGAGCACCCUGACAGCUCUGGAAAUCAAAACUCUGCCCAUCCGCUCCCCCAAAGUCUCCAAUGUCAAAAGAGCUCUGAAAGGAUACCAUGAGCAGCAGGUGAAAUCUCGAGCGUUGGAGGAAAGCUCAGUGCCUGAAGAUGCUGAAAAGCCUGGGAAUGAUGUGGAGGAAAAACCUCUGGGUGGAGACGAGGAAAAACUUGCAGCAGAUUUGGUGGAAGGCGCCACGAGCAGCGAGCAGCCCCCGGUGGAUCUCCUGGGGCAGAUCCAGGCUCUGGCUGCCCAGCUGAGCUCAGAAGAUCUCCAUGGCUAUUCUGGCAGGCAGCUCUUUGAGAUGCAGGAGAAGCUGGCAGGGAUGGCCUCGUGCAUCCUGAGGAACCUGCAGGCUCGCUGGCGCUCCCCUCCCCACCAGGGCCCCGAGUAGCUGCAGCUCCUGGGGAGGACUUGGGUACAGCACUUGUCCCCCCACUUGUUUUCCUUCCUGCUAGGUUACUCCUGAAAUCUGCAUUUUGUGCUCUAAGAUGUUUUUUAACACCUCCAUAAAUUUACUAUCUUUUUGGGUUUUGGUUAUUGUUGGUUUUUUGUUUUUUUCUUUUUUCUUUUUAAUUUUUUUUGUUGUUUUUCUUUUUUUUCCCCCUAAUUUGUGGGACUGUUUCUUCCCUGGCAGAGGUGUUUUUGCUAUGCAUCUGCCUUUCAGGCAGUGAAACAAAACCUGACAAAGCUGUGCAAUAGCAAAGACUGUGAAAAACCAAACCAAGAGAGUAAUUAAAUUAUUUCCUUUUUUCAAACCCAAAGUGUUCUUACUGCUGCAAACUCUUGCUGUGGGGUGAGAGCUGCCAGCUCUGUCCCCCUCCUACCCCAGCUGGUUCCUUUGGAGCUGCUGAACUCUGGCAGCACCUGUGAGCUAAGCUGGGCUUCAUUCCUUCCAGCAGGAGCCUGGGAUUUGUACUGGAUCUAUUUUUCCAUGUAUUUUUGUACAAUUCAAGAUGAGGAGUGCUGAGGAAAUGUGCUUGUACAGGAGAAAGACUCUGCAGAGCCUCCCAGGCUUUUGGUUUGUUUGUUUGUUUGUUUGUUUGUUUGUUUGUUUGUUUUUCAUGGGGAAAUGGAUGAGUUGGACAAGAGCUCUUUGUAUAUUGUGUACAGACUCACAGCAGAUAUUGGGUAAUAAUUUAUGGAGUUUAACUGCAUGGACUGCAAUGCUGCUUCUUGGAGACCUUCGGCCAGAAUUCCCAGGUUUUUCCCUCUGGAAUUCUGAUCUGUAUAUAUGGGACUGUAGCUGUCCAGAUGGGUGUUUAUUGAAAGGAACUGCUGCGGGUGGUUUUAGAACUUCUAUAUGGGCAAAUAAAAGAGCAGAUAGUUCCCA